Molecule: messenger RNA, 2232 nt
Organism: Andrographis paniculata
Lineage: Eukaryota; Viridiplantae; Streptophyta; Magnoliopsida; Lamiales; Acanthaceae
Product: probable protein phosphatase 2C 55
Exons: 6
Coding region: 409-1953 (514 amino acids)
Source: RefSeq, a predicted model, not a curated record
AAAACGCGAUUUUCUUGUGUCUAUAUAUUGUUCUGUUUAUUCGCGGGCUUCUUCGUCUUCGUUUUAGUUGGAUUUAGGUUCAAUUUGACCAAGCUCGCAUUUAUUAGUAAAGUUUUUUAGACUUUUUGGGAGGAUUUACUCUGGAUUUCAUUUAUGGAUGCUAUUAUUAAUUGUGAUCUGGAAAAAUAGUAGUCUUUUUUCUUUCUAGCCUGUUCCGGAAGUUUAGAAAUGGGUAACAUUAUAUUCAUAUCUAAGGUUUCUUGUUCUUGGGGCAUGCCCUGGGGAGGCCAGUAUUGGUUAAGUAGCUGUAAUUUUUAGGAGUUAUGAGAUUAUCCUUUAUAAGCUGUUUCGGUAGCUCUGCCCUCUGUAAUACGAAGCCAUCAGGUUUACUUCACUCUAGCCAGGGAAAUGCAGUCUAAUUAUUUCUCCAGACUUUUUGGUACAGUACGGCAAGGAAUCCAAAGAUCAAUAUCUGGGAAAGAAACUGGUAUCCAGUAUCAGCUAGAUGUUUUGAUUGAUCAGGGGAAACUGCUGCUUGGCCACUCAAGGCUGCUACAUCACUUAUCCUCUGGAACUUUUUCUGACCUACAUGUAUUUAUUAGGCCUGGCUCUGUCGCCGCUGCUCAAGCAAAUAUUCUCCUAGCUAAUCAUAGAAAGAACCUUUCACUUGUUGGAGCAUUUUCUCGUGCAAUUUCAUUACCAUCUGUAUCUGGGCCUUCAUUGCAAGGUUGUCGAUACCGUAUUGAUUGUUUGCUAGCAGAGCCUAAUCAGGUUUCAGGAAUCAACUCUUGUAAGGUAAUUAUGGCUGUUAGCGGGUCCAGGUCAGCUGUUGUCGACAAUUCAAUCAACAAUUUGACAUUCCGACCCGCCCAACCUGUGGCGGCUGCUCAGCGGUCAUUUGGUUCCUACAGCCAGAGUAACUUUGAAAAUUGUAGAAAAGCUACUAUGAGUUUGAAAAAUAAAGAGCAGCCCAAUAAAUUCCUACUCUAUGGAUAUUUCAUAUACAAUAUUUCAAAGAAGAGGAAGGGCAACUAUAAUCCAUUUAUGGGAUUUGACUUUGAGGCAUUCCAUACCUCAUCACCGACAUGUUCUCCUGCUGGCACUGCACCUGAAGUAUGUUUUGACCCUUCUGUGAAGGAAGAACUGCAAUCAAGAUCUGCUGAUUCUUCUGAGCAGAAUAUUCCAAUUGACCGGACACUGAAACUUAACUCAGCAUCAUGCUAUCUGCCACAUCCUGAAAAAGAAGAAACUGGUGGAGAAGAUGCUCACUUCAUUUGUACGGAUGAGCAAGCGAUAGGUGUAGCUGAUGGUGUGGGUGGAUGGGCUGAUCUUGGCGUGGAUGCUGGGCAGUAUGCACGUGAACUUAUGUCCAAUUCAGUUAAUGCAAUUCAAGAAGAGCCAAGGGGUUCUGUUGACCCAGCUCGAGUUCUAGAGAAAGCUUAUGUUCGCACAAAAUCAAAAGGAUCAUCAACUGCAUGUAUUAUUGCCCUUACUGAUCGGGGUCUCCAUGCCAUUAAUUUAGGGGAUAGUGGAUUUAUGGUUGUUAGAGAUGGAUGUACAGUUUUCAGAUCUCCUGUUCAACAGCAUGAUUUCAACUUCACUUAUCAGUUAGAGAGUGGGAAUUCUGGCGAUUUGCCUAGCUCUGGACAGGUGUUCACGGUACCUGUUGCUCCAGGGGAUGUUAUAAUUGCUGGCACUGAUGGGCUCUUUGACAAUUUGUAUAACAAUGAUAUUACUGCUGUUGUUGUUCAUGCGAUGCGAGCUGGUUUAGGACCUCAGGUGGCAGCACAAAAGGUUGCCGCAUUGGCACGGCAAAGAGCUCAAGACAGAAACAGGCAGACUCCUUUUUCCACAGCAGCACAAGAAGCAGGUUUCCGUUAUUAUGGUGGGAAGCUUGAUGAUAUCACUGUAGUUGUUUCCUAUAUUACAAGGGACCACAAUGAAAACAUAUAACAGCCAACAAUCCUAACUAGAAUAGAUGCUUGACGUCCAUCAUGAGCGAUGCAAAUUCUGUGGGACACUGCUCUGCCAAUCUGCACCCGCGUACGAUGACUUAUGGAAAAUUCAAUCUUGUACAUAUAUUUUUUGUUGUUGCACAGUUACUACGAACAUGCUUUAAAAUGUCUGCAUAGUGAAACAGUGAGAAAAAACAGCUAGUACUAUAUGCAAUUUUGUUGUAUUGUUGUGUUUCGGAAUUGCGGUUGAUGUAAUAUGCUGUGCCAUGGUUUGUAA